AUGAAUUCUAUUCGUGGCGUUCUCAUAGAUCUAUCUGGGACCCUGCAUGUUGGAGAUAAAGCUUGCGAAGGUGCCGUUUCCGGCCUAAAAAAACUUCGGCAAGCCGCAAUUCCUUUUCGGUUCUGUACCAAUACCACGAAAGAAAGUUGUUCAACUCUUUUAAGAAAACUAUCGAAAAUGGGCUUUGAAGUCCAUCGGAACGAGUUUUUUACUUCUCUAACCGCAAGUCGAAAUUUGAUCUUGUCGCGCGGCCUAAGGCCGUUGCUAUUUCUCGAAGACGACGCGUUAGAGGAUUUUCAAGGGGUAUCCACUGAAGAGCCCAAUGAUGCCAUUGUGAUUGGCUUAUCGCCAACUAAUUUUCAUUAUGAAAUGCUUAACAAGGCCUUCCGCAUUUUGAUCAAUAAUAAUAAUGCUUCUUUGAUCGCUGUCCAUAAGGGAAAGUAUUAUGCCGAACAGGACGGUUUAAGUUUAGGACCUGGAGCAUUCGUCGAAGCGUUAGAGUAUUCUAGUGGGAUCAAAGCUGCUGUUGUUGGCAAACCGGAAAAGAUUAUUUACGAACAGGCAAUUGAAGAUAUGGGACUUAAAGAGGAGACAAAGCGUGUUGUUAUGAUCGGAGAUGACAUCAUGCAAGAUCUUGGGGCUGGUACGAAAGAAUUGGGUAUGAUCAGAUAUCUUGUUAAAACUGGUAAGUAUCGAAAUGGGGAUGAAUCCCUUGACUCCACCAUUGAUGGUGUUUUUGAAAACUUUGAGAAAGCCGUGGAUAAGAUAGUGGGUGGAAAUAUUUCUUAG
This is a messenger RNA of Acaulospora morrowiae, 789 nucleotides long. The record is from the annotation of a GenBank genome assembly. NCBI's taxonomy places the organism in Eukaryota, Fungi, Glomeromycota, Glomeromycetes, Diversisporales, Acaulosporaceae.